This is a messenger RNA of Racocetra persica, 242 nucleotides long. The record is from the annotation of a GenBank genome assembly. NCBI's taxonomy places the organism in Eukaryota, Fungi, Glomeromycota, Glomeromycetes, Diversisporales, Gigasporaceae.
GUAAAUUCCCAGUAUGGUCAAAAAAACUUGACGUUCAUAACCAAGAGCGGGAUAUGAAGCACGGUUAUGCAUAUGGGUUCCGGCUUGCUAGGCGAGUUCCUGUAAGCUAUCAUUUGAUGCGAAAUAAUCCUGCCUCAGCUGUGAUACGACCUCAAAGUAAACUGGGGUUUUUUAUGCAUGUUGAUCUGUUGCUCUUGGCCCUCUUUGCUCUUUCAUUUGUUGUUGUGGCAAAAGACCAUUAG